This is a messenger RNA of Wallemia mellicola CBS 633.66, 2123 nucleotides long. RefSeq lists its product as hypothetical. Bases 1 to 2070 code for a protein of 689 amino acids. Lineage: Eukaryota; Fungi; Basidiomycota; Wallemiomycetes; Wallemiales; Wallemiaceae. The transcript has 2 exons. The record is from RefSeq and is a predicted model, not a curated record.
AUGCCAGGUAAAAAUGCGCGUCAGCGGACUAAAUCUGAAGCAAGUCUAGGUGGAAAGAUAACAGCUAAAUUCCUAAAUAAGAGGAAAAGUCAAGUGUUUAGCGCUGAAGAGGAGGAGAAGAAGGGUGCUAUGACACGUAUUGCUUCUGGCACCACAGCCACGGUCACUGGAGGCAGUGAUUCGUCUUCGGCACGCUCAGGAGCUACGAAGAAACCAGCGGGUUUGCGUUCUUCGAGCUCCUUUGGAUUCCUGGAUAAGCUCAGUCAGCGCAAACGUGUAGUAAGCUUACCGGCUACGGGUCAUGACAUACAGGCCCUCAGUGAUACGUCGUCAUCUGCCUUGCCACUUCUUUCAGACGAGGUGAAGAGAGUACAAUUUAGAGACAGGAAGAAGCUUAGAAAGUCGCAAGAAACGAUACAUAAAGUUCUCGCGCGUAAAGCCGAUUUACUUGAUUAUGCAAGGCGACCACCAUCCGGGAAACAAUUAUUCGACGCGAGUUGCUGCACACUAAUCGGUGAGGAUGGAUCAAGUGUUGUUUUCGGUAGUCUCUACAGCACCAGGCGGACUAUAGUCAUUCUGUUACGCCACGCAUACUGCAAUAUGUGUCAAGCGUAUGCCAAAACAGUAUCAGAAAUAGAUAGAUCGCUCCCGAUCGUUUUCAUUUUGCCAACUUCAUAUAAAGUUAUCGCGUCUUAUCGUCGUACAUUGAAGAUUCCCUUUCCAAUAUAUAGUGAUGUGACACGCUCAGUUUAUGGUAGUCUGGGAGUUAAGAUGCGUUCAAAUAAUCCAGGCACAGUUAAGGAUGUUGGAGGUUAUACACACAACCUAACCAGUUGGGAGGCUAUCUCAAUCGCUACCCGACUUACACCUACACAACCGGGUGAUACGAAGCAACUCGGUGCAGAAUUCGUACUUGGUCCUGGUGCACAGAGCGUGCAUUAUACACAUAGAAUGAUUACAACUCGCGGACAUGCGCCUAUCAAAGAUGUGAUCAGGGCUUGUAUGUCUUUCAUACCAACGCAAGCAGGCGCUCUGCGCGAACGCGUAUUAUCUUCUCCAGGAGCGUUCAAUUUCCCUAGUCCAGCCUCAGGAUCUAUUAACAGGCUUCCGCCUGGGGCUUCCCAUCCUUCAUUACCUAAUUUGCACGACGAGAGCCUCCUAGCGGAAGAGCAGCAUGAGGCGGAUACAAGUAGCUUGUUGGAGCUCACCCCGAGUGAUUUCCUUGGACAGACCCUCCCAACGCCUUCUCCAUCACUUGCUGCUGUAAGCAAUUACAUCGCAACGAGCGGACGGGAAGCGAUAACGCCAAACCUGACAACUACGGAGAAUUUACAUGUUGUUGAGAAGCCACAAAGACCACCAAGGAACUUUAGUAGACCAUCAAGUUUAUGGAUUAAGGAGGAUGAUGCGACGGAGCAACCCCCACCAUUGCCUACCCCCUUGCCAUAUCCGGGCAUAGGUACUGAUACGCCGAGGUUUAUAGAGACUGGAUUGCGCUCGCCUACCCCGCCAGCGUUAUCAAAUGGUGAUAAUGCGCUUGAUUCACCAGAUCACGAUUUCUUUGAGAUUUAUUCAAGUUAUGAUAAGGAGUUGUUUGCGGAUGAUAGUUACGUCUUCACUCCGAGCGCGACUUUCCAGUCAUUACGUGCUGCAUUCGACAGAGAAAUGGAUAGGACUCGUAAAGAAGAGAUGCAAAUACUAGAAGAAACUACCGAGAAGAGUAACAAUGGUGUGCAAGAAGAAAGCACAUGUUAUGUCCACCAAAAGACAGAGGAAAAUCAAGUAGAGACCAAAGCUGAGAAGUUCAAUGGUAUAGAAGGACAACUGACAGAUAAUCUCUCCGAAAUGGAUCUUCUCGAGCUCGACAAACUCGACAAAGAUAUCAACGAGGGUGUAAAACCAAAAGUCAGCCUCAAGAAACGCGGAUCAAACAUAUUGAGACGUAUAGAGAAUACAGCGAGAAGCCAACUUCAGAGUGUUUAUCCACAGAGUGAUUUUGACUCUAGCUUUGGUGUCAAUACCGUCAAUCGUUUUAAUAGUAUCCCACUCUGGAGACCUCGCAUUCGUUAAUUUGCUUAUUGUUCAUGUAAUUGCUUACUUAUGCAUUGUAAAAGUAUAAUCAA